CUUGUUUUGGGCAGCGUACGCAUCGGCUGACGCUGGUGUCAGAUCCCGUGGUCGACUCAUCAGCUGGUCGAUUCGCUUCGUCAGAUCUGGUCCGCACAAUCACACACAGAAAUCAAUCUCACGCUUGUAUGAUCCAUUGCUGUUUGCCUGGCUCUGUCUGUUCUGUGCGUGCAGCAGACGAUAUAUAUCACGAUGCCUGUCGCGGGGAGUCCCGACAACCUGUGCGUGGGCCAGGAGGUCACCGACAUCGUCGACAUGCAGACCACUCUGCAGGAGGCGCAGCGCAACAGAUUCGACUUUGUCGUCAUCCCACUCAGCCGCACCCCCGCCCCCGACCUCACCGACGCCGCUGCACACACGCCCUCUCACCGGCUGCCUCCCUACGAGUUCAUACCCAUGGCGCAGUCAGAUCUCGCCCUGGAGAGCAAGAUGUGGACGUCGGCCGUGUGUGGCACGGUGUCCUCGUGGAUUCGCCCCGACUGCCCGCAUCCCGCCUAUAGGGACCGCAGCAUCGUGGCGCUUCAGCGUGAGCUGCAGUGGGCGUCCCACCUGAGCGAGUACGCCACAAUCUGCCCCUGCCCCGAGCUGCCGUGCGCCAACUACGCUCGCAUCAUGAUGCCGCUGCUGCUGAGCCCGCUGUCCACCCAGCUGUGGGUGCGGAUCCCUCUGUCCGUUCCCCCUGUGACUGAGGGUGGUGGCGAUGCGACGGAGGGUUGGCAGCUGUGGCACCAGCUGCGGAUGAUGUGCGGCCACCACUCGUCGCUUUGCGUGGCCCUCGAGUUCACCGACAUAUAUGGCGAUGACGACGCCUGCCUCGACAAGUGGCUGGCGGAGCCUGUGCGGGCAGUCAUCAUCCCCACCGACAUCUUUGUGACCAACGCCAAGGGCUUCCCCGUGCUGUCCAGGCGGCACAAGGCCUUCCUGAUGCGGCUGUUCCGCCACCGUGUGCAGGUCAUCAUGCGGUAUGACAGGGGGGAGGAGCCGGGCAGCCGGCAGAUGAGCGACGAGGGCAGCAUGGGUGUGAGCCAGGGUCAGCCGCAGGGCAUGACGAUGGACGCGUACCUCAACUAUGUGGCCAGGCUGUUCCAGUCACUCGAGCCGCUGUCGCAGGUCGGGAGAGGGGGAGGAAACGAAGGGAAGAUCGAUGCGCACACACAUGGUUUAUUGGUUGUGUGUGGCUGUGUGUGUGUGUGUGUGUGUGGUUGUGUGCAGGCGCAGAUGUUCGAGCAGCCGUAUCUCGAUUACCUGCAGGCGCCACUGCAGCCACUGCAAGUGAGAGAGAGGCAAGCAAUGUGUCAAUAUAAAUGUCUGUGUCUGUGUGUGUAGGACAACCUUGAGAGUCAGACGUAUGAGACCUUCGAGAAGGACCCCAUCAAAUACGUCCAGGUACACAGGCGCACGCAGAAACAGAGGGAGAGAGAAGUGCUGUCACUGAAGAUGUUGGCCGCUUCCCGUGUGUGCUGUUCGUUCAAUCACUGCUUCAUCCAGUACGAGCAGGCUUUGGUGCAGUGUCUGCAGGACAGGAUGGCCGAAGGCAAGACCAACCCCACAAUCAUGGUAGGUACAACAGCAGUCGUGUAGACCCACCCAUGCGCAGACCUCACUCCUGCGUGGCAUCCGUCCUCUCUGCGUGUGCAGGUGGUGGGCGCUGGUCGUGGCCCGCUGGUGCAGGCCUCCCUCAACGCACUGCAAAGCGCCAAGAUCGAGGUCAGUCAGUGGAUGGAUGAAGCACACACAUCUAACGCACCUUUGUGUAGAGAGAGGUGUGACUAACGCCUCUUCGAUCGAUCAGGAGUGGACUGUGUAUGCGGUCGAGAAGAACCCCAAUGCCGUCAUCACACUGCAGUAAGCACACUCAUGAGUGCGUUGCAAUCCUCCUCCUUCUGCCAUUCAUGUGUGUGUGUGUGUGUGUGUGAAUGCAGGAGUCGUGUGCGUGGAGACCCGUGUGCUGAUUGGCGCCGCGUCCGGGUGGUGUCGGGCGACAUGCGCCAGUGGGACACCACCGAACGGGCCGACAUACUCGUACGCACCACCGAAAGGGCCGACGUACUCGGACAGGCACCAUGUGUGUGUGUGUGUGUGUGUGCAGGUGAGUGAGCUGUUGGGCUCCUUUGGCGACAACGAGCUCAGCCCCGAGUGCCUCGACGGUACCACAAAGGCCCCAUACACAACACGCCCAUCCAUGCAGCCUUUGACACAUGUCUGAUCAUGUGUGUGUGUUGUGUGUCCAGGUGCCCAGCGGUUUCUGAAGCGCGACGGCGUGUCGAUUCCAACACGGUACUUCUCGGCCGUGGCACCCGUCUCCACCACUAAGCUAUACAACGACGUCAAGGUCAGCACAGCAGGACACAAGACACCACACCACUACACACCAGCAGCAAAGAGGGCGUCUGUGUCUGUAUGUGUCUGUGGGUCAGAGUUACAAGGACCAGGAGCAUCUCGAGACGGCCUUUGUGGUCAAGCUGCACGCAUUCUUCAGGAUAUCCGGGUGCGUGGAGAGGGAGGGAAUGGCAGACACAGAGACUUACCUGCAAUGCAUUCUUGGGCGUGUGUGUGCUGUGUGCUGUGUGCAGUGAGGAGUAUCAGCCCGUGUUUGAGUUCGAGCAUCCCAACUGGGAAAUCCCCGACACACACGACAACAAGCACAACAGACGCAAGACCGAGGUACCCACACACACACAGGCAUGGCACGACUCCAUCACUGACACACACACACAGACAGACUGAUCUCAGUCUGCAGCCGCUGUGUGUAUUCUCCAACGUCACGUCAGGUGUCGUUCACUGCCCGUGCUGAUGCGCUGCUCCACGGCUUUGCCGGCUACUUCCACUGCGAUCUGUACAAGGUGAUGAGCAGACACGCGACACGACACACACACCGCCACCAUGCACAGCACACCCAGCCAUGUGUGUGGUGUGGUGUGGUGUGGUGUUGUUUAUCGUGGAUCAGGAUGUGUUCAUCUCGAUCUUGCCGACCCACAUGAGCGAGGGCAUGUUCAGCUGGUUCCCCAUAUUCUUCCCACUCAUGGAACCCAUCACCAUCAAACAGGGGGACACCAUCAGGUCGGCACAUCCACACACACACGCACACUCAGAGAGAGAGAGAGACGUGGAGAGAGGCCUUCCCGUCUGCGUGUGUGUGUGUAGGGGUCACUUUUGGCGUCUGGAUGACGCCCACAAGGUGUGGUACGAGUGGUGUGUGAGCAGCCCACAACCGUCGCCACUGCACAACCCGGGAGGCAGGUCGUACUUCAUCGGCAAAUAAGCGACCACCCUCAAGGGAUGAUUGGCUCACAGUGGCGUUAGUGCUGAGUGUGUGGAUGUGUUUAUGCGGUCGGUUGAUCGGUCGUUGCCGUGAUUUCCGCUACUUCUUAUGUUGCAUCGUUUAUCGCUUUGUUUGUGCACACGAGCUGCUAGUGGGCAUUGUGGUGUGGCGGUGUGUGUACAAGUCCCAAUUCGUGUGUGAUACUAUUAUUUGUGCGCAUCCGCAUCGGUCGAUCGGGAGAGACUCACUCGUGACUGUAUGUGUA
This is a messenger RNA of Vitrella brassicaformis, 3527 nucleotides long. The record is from the annotation of a GenBank genome assembly. Lineage: Eukaryota; Vitrellaceae.